GGCAGUGUGUCGCGUGUCUGUAAAUGCGGGUGACGUCAUAUGUUGUGGUCAGUAUACACAUGGCGAGUGCAGACGCUGAAGACUUCAUUGGGCAGAACCGUCAGCUGUCGGACCUCGUCGAGACGUUUCGCAGUAUCUCUGAGAGCCAGAAACACUGGAAGAGCAGGAGAGAGUUUAUCUUCAGAAACUUCAAUGACUAUGAAGAUUCUCAUCUAGAUCAUCUGCUCGCGCUCUCCAUGAUGUGGGUGAAUCACGUGUUCCUGGGCUGCAGGUAUAAUCCAGUGCUGCUGGAGAAAGUGAAGGAGAUGGUCGAGGGGAUUAUUGUUGAAGAUGCUCCUAUUUUUAAAACCAGAAAUGAAAUCAUAAAACAACAGCAGAAGCUCUCAUCUUAA
Xyrauchen texanus (razorback sucker) is the source of this 392-nucleotide messenger RNA. RefSeq names its product CDKN2AIP N-terminal-like protein. The record is from RefSeq and is a predicted model, not a curated record. Lineage: Eukaryota; Metazoa; Chordata; Actinopteri; Cypriniformes; Catostomidae. The transcript is spliced from 3 exons. The coding region runs from base 24 to 392 and encodes 122 amino acids.